This is a messenger RNA of Aedes aegypti (yellow fever mosquito), 2073 nucleotides long. RefSeq lists its product as uncharacterized. Bases 122 to 811 code for a protein of 229 amino acids. Lineage: Eukaryota; Metazoa; Arthropoda; Insecta; Diptera; Culicidae. The record is from RefSeq and is a predicted model, not a curated record. The transcript is spliced from 3 exons.
UACCCGGCAUUUAGUCAUCCUCAGAGAGCGAUUGCAAUCGAACGUGUUAGAACGGGAAGCAUUUCUGUUCAUUCAUAUAGAUAGGGAAUUUCACAAUUUGUUUUUAAAAAGUCUAGUCAAAAUGCGUGAUUUAAGCUGUGAUAUUACAUUUCCUUACAAUUGGAAUCGUGAGUUUUACUGCGGAGAACGGGUACACAUUUCGGUUGAGCUACGGUGUGCCAAAGUGAUUGUGGUAAAAGGUGUAGAACUGAGUGUCAGUUGCCGAAAUACUGACUGCGACUCGGAUGAUCAGUAUAAACGGUAUAUCAAUGAUCCUGAUGAAGAAAAUGACUGCGAGGAAGUCAGAAAAAGUGUAACUGACUUCAAAACAGACAUCGACCUUCUAGGAAACUACGCAGAUCAGCCAGUCCGAUUCAAAACAGGAACGCACAUAUUCAAUUUGAAUUGCUGGCUUCCGGAAAGGAUCAGCGAUCAUCAGAACUGUGAGGAGCAUGAACAACUCUGCCUAAAUGUAAGCGUAAGAGUUAGAAAAACUGCCAAAAAUGAACAAGAUUUUUCCUACGAUGUGAAUCACACUAAAGAAAAGCGACAAACCAGUUUUACAUGGCCAGGAUAUUACGGUAGCAUUGGGAACUAUUCCAAUGUAGCGAUAGAUAUUAGCUCAUUCCACGUGUCGAAUGUCGAAAAAGCAAAUAAUCGUUACAGCCGUGAGGAAGACUUCGAUGAUAGUAUUUUCGAAAAUUGGUUGGGGUGCAUUCCGAUGCAGGGAGAACUUUCGGACGGGGAGUGUUCCGAAGCAGAUGACUGUUGAUGUGAAAAUAUGAAAGGUGCCAAUCUAAUUGAAUGUAUUCUUGGAAUAGUCAGCUAAAGAUAGCUAUUGCUAACUUUAUGUUAAAUGGUGCUAUAUUAAAACUAUACGAAAACAUAAACAUUAGCAUUGUCCAACGUUAACCAAUAGCUGACUAAAAUGUAUGUACUGCUUAUUUAUAUGAUAAAUUAGAGUUUCUAGAAAAUUUGUGACAAUGUACUGUGAUAUUCGAAUGAGGAUGAUACAAAGAAUCUCUCUUUAGGAUGACUAGUCAAAUAAACUAACUGAGUAAUAUACUGAAUAAUUCCUAUUGGACCAUCCGAAACGAAAAGAUUUGAUUGAGAUGAAGAUAAAUCGAAGCCACGCCUAAAAAUUUCAAGAUCACGAAUUUAGAGGAGCGGUUCGAGCUAAAACUUGAUCCAUUGCUCACACAAUGGUAACCAAUCGAUCAAUUUCAGUCCUACUUGGGAACUAUUUUUGCUGAUAGCACAUAUGAUCAGUAUCUUCCAAUUAUGUAUCCAAAUUAUUGAUCAUUAAAUCAGGGAUUAUUUUUUUUUUAAUUGAGGGUUUCUUACACUUAUCAGUCAAAGUAACAAUCAUGAUUCGCUGAACAUCAGAAGAGUCUGUUUAUCAUCUUCUGCAACAACUCUGAUUAGAUCGGGGCGAUAACAGUUCAUGACCCAUCUAUACAAACUUCAUACCUUCAUACCUGUUUAUAACGCGUGUAAAAUAAAACACCUACCUCCAAUGGUAAAUAAGCGAGAAAAAUGAGUUUUAUCAUCGCUCGCCCUCUUUGGGGUUCCUGUUGGCUGCUGUAAUUUAUCAAACUUGUUACAACUUGCGAAACAUUGCUGAUCAUGGACCGAUACAGGUGUAAUGUAAUGUUUAGCGUUUUCAGACCCGAACUAAAAAGGCCAGCUCUGAUAUCUUCCUUUACAGCUGACUUAUAAGUUCCUAUAUUCGUAUUAUAUACGAUGACAUUUUUAUAAAUUAUGAAUUUUGCAUAGAUUUCAGAAAUGUCCGAUCAUACACAAAAAGACUGGUUUAUCUUGCAUGUUAUGUCGAAUGUAACACCAGUAUUGUAAGCAUUUGAAAUUUCUCGCGAAGUUCGUUCCGCUUCCAUGGUUAGCAGUCAGUUGAUUUUUCUACCCUAAUCUGCUACCAUCACUUCUCACACAUAGCACGAACGGUAGAAUGCACAACAAGGAUGAAAAAAAUCGCCUCUAGCGACAAAACACACAGUAUUUGAAUGGUUUAAGAUGGCC